Messenger RNA from Carassius carassius (crucian carp), 1138 nucleotides. It is a transcript of the gene tbpl2, whose product is annotated as TATA box binding protein like 2. The record is from RefSeq and is a predicted model, not a curated record. Gene Ontology annotation, molecular function: DNA binding; RNA polymerase II general transcription initiation factor activity. Lineage: Eukaryota; Metazoa; Chordata; Actinopteri; Cypriniformes; Cyprinidae. Gene Ontology annotation, biological process: DNA-templated transcription initiation. The coding region runs from base 125 to 1060 and encodes 311 amino acids. The transcript has 7 exons.
UCACACUUGACGCCAAUUAGAUCACAUCCACAGGUAAAGUGGCAGCACUAUUGUUUGGACUAGGAUACUUUUCUCGUUUUUUUUUUUUUGCAAAUCGAUUUUCUUCCAAUGGACCUUAAGGAACAUGGAUGUGGAGGCAGCUCUCGAAAAUUACUUUGACCAGACUAUUUCUGGUUCACCUGAUUACAACUUUGAGGGGGAUCUGGGCCUACAGGGUCCAGCUCAACAGACCCAAGAUUCCUCUUUCCUGACCUCUUUAGCCUCUCAAGAGAAAGAUCUCACUGAAGACUUGGACCUGAGCUUCUUACCAGAUGAACUGAGCACUCAAGAUGAGCCAUCACAGGCUGAGAAUCUCAGCAGGAAUGAGGACAGCGGCAUUUACACUGACUGUCCUCCGAGAGAGUCGACAGAAGCAGAUACUGACACCAGUAAUCCUGCACAAAACGCCUCACAGUUCAAUCUCCCGAUGACUCCCAUGACCCCUAUGACCCCCAUGACCCCAGUGGCAGAGAGUUCAGGCAUCAUCCCGCAAUUACAGAAUAUUGUGUCAACAGUGAAUCUUGCUUGCCCUCUGAAUCUCAAAUCCAUUGCACUUCAAGCUCGAAAUGCUGAAUACAACCCAAAGCGUUUUGCUGCUGUUAUAAUGAGGAUCCGUGAACCAAGAACUACUGCUCUCAUAUUCAGCUCUGGGAAAAUGGUCUGCACUGGGGCCAAGAGCAGUGAGGAGCAAUCUCGCCUUGCUGCACGGAAAUAUGCCCGGGUGGUACAGAAACUUGGUUUCCCUGCCAAAUUCCUUGACUUCAAAAUCCAAAACAUGGUUGGAAGUUGUGACGUCUGCUUUCCUAUCCGCUUAGAAGGCCUGGUCCUCACUCACCAGCAGUUCAGCAGUUAUGAGCCAGAGUUGUUUCCUGGAUUGAUAUAUCGCAUGGUGAAGCCACGUAUUGUGCUGCUGAUUUUUGUGUCUGGAAAAGUCGUGCUCACAGGUGCGAAAGAGCGGUCCGAGAUCUACGAAGCCUUCGAAAAUAUUUACCCCAUCCUGAAAGGGUUCAGGAAGCAGUAGAAAUGCUGCACUUACACUUAUAUGUGCUGCAUGGGAAUAUUUCUCUAUAACAAUGUGCCUCGUAUACAUAUACGAGCA